Messenger RNA from Aspergillus heteromorphus CBS 117.55, 2235 nucleotides. RefSeq names its product putative dynactin Arp1 p62 subunit RO2. Lineage: Eukaryota; Fungi; Ascomycota; Eurotiomycetes; Eurotiales; Aspergillaceae. The record is from RefSeq and is a predicted model, not a curated record. The transcript has 3 exons. Gene Ontology annotation, cellular component: dynactin complex. Bases 145 to 2235 code for a protein of 696 amino acids.
CGUUCCUCUGCACCGCGUCGAUAGAACCUCCCACUGGUUGGGUGUUGGUUUCGACGCAGUGGAAUGCAGCGUGCUGCUGGUUUUGGAUAUCAAUUGCCAUUGCGGUUCAUUACGGUGGUCUCCUAAUUGACACACGCCCUCACCAUGUCGCGCCCUUUCCCUUACACCUAUAUCUCCUGUCCCUGCGCCAAUACCCCCGUGCCUGAUCCCUCCAAGAAGCGCCGGUCCAGGGAAUCCCCCCAGAAGUCCAAUCCCGACCAACCCAAGCCUCUCGUGCCGAUUGACGACGAGGACGAGGCCUUCGAUCCCCGGUCUCCCCGCGCCAACUUCUCGCUGUAUCCCCCGGAACAGCUGCUCUACUGCGAGGACUGUCACCAGAUCAAAUGCCCGCGAUGCAUCACGGAGGAAAUCGUCUGCUGGUACUGCCCGAACUGCCUGUUCGAGACGCCCAGCAGUAUGGUCCGGAGUGAGGGAAACCGAUGCGCGCGCAACUGCUUCAAUUGCCCGUCAUGCACCGCCCCCCUCUCCGUCAGCACCCUCGAGAACGUCGUGGUCGGCGGCACCAGCCAGCAAGGCCCCUGGGUGCUGUCCUGCGGCUACUGCAUGUGGUCGACCCUGGACAUCGGCAUCAAGUUCGACAAGCCCACCAACAUCCGCACCCAGCUGUCCAAGCUGACCGAGGCGACGCCCGUUCGCUCGCGGCAGAUGUCCCGGACAUUCGGGGAGCUCAAAUCCCCGCUCUCCACCUACUCCUCCAUCGACGAGCAUUUCCCCCCGCCGGGCGAGACCAACACCAAACCAGAGGACUCCCCCGAGCAGCCCACCAUCCCCCUCAACUCCGACGCGCGAUUCAACGCUCUCAAGAACUUCUACAAGACCCAGAUCUCCGCUACAUCCUCCUCCCCCACCGACCCCCUGGGGAUGGACUUCGGAGCCGGGUUCUCCUCGCCCGGCGCCCUGAACCGCAUCAUGUCCCUAUACACCUCUUCCUCGCGCCUCAGCAGCCUCUACGGCGGGGCCAACAAGAAGCCCAAGACCCGACCGCCCGUGAUGCGCGAGGCCCUCACAGCCAGCGAGGGCCUGAAAAUCCCCGCCCCGGACGCCGAGGAGGCGCUGAUCCAGCGCAUCGCGGGCCCGGACUGCGGCUGGGACGGGCUCGCGUCGCUGGAGCAGCGCAGCUUCCAGUCGCCGGACGCGCGGUUCGUGGAAGACCUGCUCCCGCUGCCGGUGCUACUGCGCACGAAGCGGUCCAAACGCUGCAAGUCGUGCAAGCACAUCCUGGUGAAACCGGAGCUGAAGCCGCAGUCCACGCGGUUCCGCAUCCGCCUCAUCGCCCUCAGCUACAUCCCGCUGCCGACGUUACGGCCGCUGAAUCCCGGCCCGCACGCGGCCGCCGUCCUACCGACCCCGGCCGGUUCCACAGCCCCUACCACCAGCACCAGCACGACCCUCACAAACCUGGACGCCCUGUCCCCGCUACGCCCCAUCCAGCUGCUCCUCACCCUGAAGAAUCACAUGUUCGAUCCCGUCCGCGUCACUCUGGCCACGCCGUCCGUCACCCCAGGCCGCGUGGCUUCCAAGGUCACCAUUCUGUGUCCGCAGUUCGACAUCGGCGCCAACAGUGACGUGUGGGACGAGGCCCUGCAGGGCGCCGCAGCGGCAACCCCUGCCCCCGGCACUGCCACUGCCACGGCCACGGCCACCACCACCCCUAGCACAGACCCGCGAGGUUCCCGAUCCGGCGGGCUCGGUGUGUACGAGAAAGUCGCGGAGGCGGGCAAAGUGUGGGACAAGGGGCGGAAUUGGACCACCGUGGUAUUGGAGGUGGUACCGGGAACGUUGCCGGGCGGAGUGAGGCCGUCCAAGACGAAGAAAUAUCCCGUCCAUGAUAAUGAGCCUGACACCACCACCACCAACACUAACAAGAACAAUAACAAUAACAAGAAGAAAGCCCACAAUGCUAGUGAUAGCGAUAACGAUGAUGAUGAAGACGAUAACGACUCCGACAGCAGCGCAGAUCUUCCCGCGCUGGACUGGACCGGCCAGGCAGACGACCCGGGACAGAAGCUCCAGCCGGACGAGGAUGUAUUGGAGAUCCCGGUGUUCGUGCAUAUGGAGUGGGAUUCCGAGAAUCAGAUUGAUAAUGAGCAGGCGGUUGGGAGGUCCAGCGGGGAUACAGUUAAGAGGGAGUUGGCGUAUUGGAUGGUUUUGGGGGUGGGGAGGAUUGUGCAGUAG